GGUAUUUUUCUCUAACGGUUGAUUAUAAAAGUGGAAAAACUAGAAAUGCAUUCUCGUUCCCAGACUUAUCCACAUUCUCUUUCAGAUAUGCUCGAGGGUCUCAGGAACUAGGAGAAUGCGCUUUAACCCUCAGAUAAGUCAGAGGGCGCUCUUGCACUCGGGGCUUCAAUUUCAUGAGAUAAAACAAAUCGGUUAGUGAGUGAAGAGUGUAUAAUAAUUAACUCUGCUGACCAGGUGCCGCCAUCGAGUUCUUUUAUGAACGUAUUUGCGUAGAGGUAGCUAAACUGUAUAAAGUUAAUUAAAAAUUGCUAAUGAUUAAAAAGCGUGUUAUUAGGCUUCUCCAUCAAUGCGGCGACGUAAAGACACUCUGGCUUUUUUGUUGCCAUUUUGUUGACUUUUACUUAAUUUAGUCAAAGACAGUGUUUCCCAUGUUGUCCUAGCCAACCAAGCGGGCGGCUUCGUCGUUAAAAAUUAUUUACACUAAGAAGCUUCUCAAACAUGUUGCCACGCUUUCUUUAUUGUCACUUUCGGUAACACUCCGUCAAACCUCUAGCGAACCGUCAGUACAAAGCUCUCUCGCGUCAAUGGAGUUCUUUAAUAAUAGCAAUUCUUUCCUCGACGAAACUUUGCAAAAUGUGAGUUGUCAUACAAGUAGAAGAAACUUCGGUCACAUUGAGUACGUAGAGAAAAUCUACGUGGUAUGUAAUAUCAUCAACUCCGCCCUUGCCUUGGCUACUGCGCUGUGCAACGCGAUUAUUCUGUGGGUCAUAUGGCGCUUGCCUUCGCUACAUACUCCAUCUUUUGUCCUUCUAUUCAACCUUGCUCUGUCUGACUUCGGGGUUGGUGUCCUGGCUCUCCCCCCUUAUGUCAUCAAAAAGACCAUGGAAAUUCGACUCUUUCGACUUGAACGGUUAUCGGAUGCAUGGAAUUCAGCUCUCUCGAUAUAUUGUAAAAGUGGGUUGAUUGCAGAUAUCUUUGGCACACUCUUCGCUUCUACGUCGUACUUUUUCCUCGUGACUAUUUCUGUAGAGAGGUACCAAGCCAUAAGCCUUCACCUUCGCUAUAAUCAAGUCGUCACCAUACGUCGAACAAUGCUCAUAGCGUUUUUCGUUUGGAUUUUCGCGACUUCAAUGGUCAUAUUUCGAUUUACUCUAGAAUUAAAGAUUGUGAUAAAAGUUUACUCUCUUUUGAUCGUGACAGUCGUAAUCGUCGUUCACUGUAAUCUUAAAAUCGCCAUCACCUUACGUCGCCACACCCUGCAAAUCGCCUCGCAAGGUAUAUCAGGGAGCAUCACUGCAGUAGGACUCACAAAGUUCAAAAAGUCAAUGAUUACCUUAUGCUUAAUUUUCGGGUUAUUACUCAUCUGUUACGUUCCCUUCGCUGUAAGUGCACUCGUUUUCGCAUUUGGCAUACCCGCCGAGGUUUACAUAACCCUUAUGGCUAUUUCUACAUCUAUAGUGUAUUUGAACUCGUUCUUGAACCCUAUCGUGUAUUGCCUUCGCAUGGGAGAGAUUCGAGCGGGGGUCAGGGCUACAUUCGCAGCGGUUGGUAGCCGAUGCAGGCAACAUGUAACCGCGGUAAUGGAACUAUCCACCCGCAGAUAGCGCAGAGUGUAGAAUUUACGGUUUGGACGGAAAGUACAGGGAGAUUCCGAUAAACUCAAACUGCUAACAGAGGCUUUUUCCCUGGUGUUUCUCUAAAAAUACAAGGGAAUGACCGAGACUCCCCCUAUUUAUAUCUGCUUUUUAACUGUUUUAUUUCAACACAAGCUAUACACAUCGGCCGCUGUCGGACCAGUGUAUUGCUUUGCCAGACAUAAAUUAAAUUCAAAUACAAUAAUAAACUAUUAUUAAAUCAAUGUUAAAACUUGCAGUUGCUAGUAUCUGACUUUCAGAUAAUGCAAACAUUAUUCCAGUAUUUUUAUUCCAUAAUUUUUUAUGUAAAUAAAAGAAA
Molecule: messenger RNA, 1953 nt
Organism: Nematostella vectensis (starlet sea anemone)
Lineage: Eukaryota; Metazoa; Cnidaria; Anthozoa; Actiniaria; Edwardsiidae
Product: adrenocorticotropic hormone receptor
Exons: 1
Coding region: 585-1604 (339 amino acids)
Biological process (GO): G protein-coupled receptor signaling pathway
Cellular component (GO): membrane
Molecular function (GO): G protein-coupled receptor activity
Source: RefSeq, a predicted model, not a curated record